AUGUCCAUUUCUGAUAAAGCUCAGGAAAUAUCUAGGGAACAGACCCCGAAUACAGAUAUACCAUCUUCUUCACCUUUGAAGAAGGAGAUCGCAGAAUCGUCUUCCGAACUGAGCGAUAUCAACAGCUCUGAAGUGGAGACCGACCUGAUGGAAGACAUCAUUGACAGCGACCUGCAAAGAAUGGCCACUCUUGAUGGAGACUCGAAUUCAAAUUCCAAUGCGAUUGAAGAGGAUGACGAUGACGAUACUUUUGUGAAAAAUGAAUCUGAUUCCGCAGUUGAGUCGCGCAAAAGGAGGAACUUGGAUGGUGAGUCUGACCAAAAACGGAGGAAACUGAGCGAUAGCAAGCCGGAUGAGGACGUUGAUGAGGAUCCUUCGAACGAUAAAGAACAGGGCUCUAAAGAAGAAGAAGAAGAUGAUGAGGAGGAACAGGCAGAGGCACUAGAAGGAGAUAAUGAUGACGAAGAGGAAAAGGAGAAACUGCGCGCUGUUGCUUUGGCCGACCUCACCGAUAUUGAGGUUGGAUUUGCUGAGCUCAAGGAUUCCAUUUUCCAAAACCAACUCUCUCGGCUUCAGUUCGAGCUUGAGCUCUGUGUGAACGGAUCGCACCCGGAAUUCAUCAAUUUCGUGUCGAUAAUAAAUAAGAACUAUGAGAAACGGUUGAGCUACAUCACCAAUUCCCAGAGGUACCAACUCAAGUGCAUAGACGACCAAACCAACGCCCAAAGGGCUCAGGUUCACCAGCAGUUCAUCAAAAACUGCCAGGAUCUCAAGACAGAGUACCUGUGGGAAACAACCUCGGAAUGGUACGAUAUCAAUGAGGAGAGACGCAAGCUGGACAAUAAAGUGUUGGACAUCCCAGACUACUACCAGUUCAAUCCUAUGCUGAGCACGCGGGAUGAAAACGACGUGAUUCCAGAGCUGGUGUCUCAGAGAAACGGUCUGCUUCUGGAGAUUAGCCAACUGAAGGGAUUACAAAAGUACGUCGGUUUUCCGUCAGCACUUUAUGACCUCAGGAGCGCGAGAAAGGCCGAUAUUGACAAAGAUCUGUUGGAGAUGGGAAUCCGAAAAUGA
Messenger RNA from Kuraishia capsulata CBS 1993, 1074 nucleotides. RefSeq lists its product as uncharacterized. The transcript has 2 exons. The coding region runs from base 1 to 1074 and encodes 357 amino acids. Gene Ontology annotation, molecular function: histone deacetylase binding. NCBI's taxonomy places the organism in Eukaryota, Fungi, Ascomycota, Pichiomycetes, Pichiales, Pichiaceae. The record is from RefSeq and is a predicted model, not a curated record. Gene Ontology annotation, biological process: negative regulation of transcription by RNA polymerase II. Gene Ontology annotation, cellular component: Sin3-type complex.